AUGAAGAUCCCGUGGACUAACCUGCUGUUUAAAACCCAGUCUAGCGACGAAAAGUUGAAUAUAUUUACUGAAAUAAUACGAUACGGUUUGGACACGAUUAUGCCUGAGCGUUCUAUUAAAGUCCACAAAACGGAUAAACCUUGGAUGUAUGCUAACUUAAAACAACUUAUAAAGAGACGACAAAAAGCCUUCUCCUCGGGUGACGUGUUUCUCUAUAAAUUGUUGCGAAACAAAGUUAAUCGUGAGAGGAAAAGAUGUCAAAUGAUAUACUACAAGAACAAGGUACAAGAUUUACAGCAUACCAAACCCCGUGAUUGGUGGCGAGAAGUAAAGCAGUUUUGUUGCACGUCUAAAGCAGCGAGAAGAGAUAUUCGGUCGAUAUUAAGAACAAAUACAGAGAGUAGUGAUCAAGAUCUGGCUAAUGAAAUUAUGAAAGCCUUUGUUAGUGUAAUGGACAAUUAUACGCUGUUAUCUGAGGACGUAUGCGUGUUGACGGACCAUGAUGAACCAAUUGUAGUGGACGAGGAGUCAAUCGCGAAAAAACUUCGGCAGAUCAACAUAUCAAGAGCGGGAGGCCCUGACGGUAUACCCAAUUGGGUUUUAAAAACAUUCUCUGAUAUAUUAUCCCCAGCCAUCACAAACAUAAUUAAUGCAUCCUUUCGGGAAUCAAAAGUACCUCGUGUGUGGAAAUUGGCCACUGUUACACCUUUACCAAAAACAGUUGCCAUUGAAGACUUCAAUAAAGAUCUAAGACCAAUCUCAUUAACACCAACUUUAUCCAAGAUUGCUGAGUCAUGCAUCAUCGAGCAGGAAAUAAGACCUACGCUGCUGAAAGCAAUGGAUCCAAAUCAAUUUGGUUUUGUGCCCAAUUCAUGUACUAAUUUUGCUUUAAUUUCGAUGUUACAUCGCUGGUUGGAAAACACGGAUGGCACUGGUUCGCGCGUCAGGGUUGCACUUCUGGAUUACAGAAAAGCAUUUGACUUAGUGGACCACAAUACUUUAAUUGCCAAACAUUUUAGCCUUUGAGUCAAACUGGAUUGCUGACUUUCUAUACGUGGGAGAUCACAGCGUCUAACGCUUAAUUCGGAUUGCUUUUCAAAUUCCGAAAUAGUUCCAGCUGGAAUUCCGCAAGGUACUAAGAUUGGUCCUUGGCUAUUUUUAGCGAUGAUAAAUGAUUUAGCGAUGAUAAAUGAUUUAGCGAUACCUAGUAACUCCUCUGAUUUGUGGAAAUUUGCAGACGACACUACAGUUUCCGAAAUUAUCCCAAAAACCGGAUCAAGUAGACUACAGGUACAGGUACAUAAAUUGCUGGUCGAACGAAAAUAAUUUUCAGUUAAAUUCUCUGAAAUGUAAAGAGCUCCGCAUUGACUUUACUAGACAUCGACAUAUAGACGAUCCAAUAACUGUCAACGACCUAGCUUUUGAAGUCGUGCAAUCUGCAAAAAUUCUUGGUGUAACUAUUAGGGAAGAUCUUAAAUGGAAUGAUCAUGUAGCCGAGAUUACCCAUAAGGCAUCAAAGCGGCUAUAUCUUCUAAGAAUAUUAAAAAGAGCAGGUGUGGACGUAAAUUCUUUAGUGUAAUUCUACUGUACAUGCAUCCGAUCAACUCUAGAAUAUGCCUGCCAGACAUUUCAUAGCAAUUUGCCAGAGUAUUUGUCUAAUCAAAUUGAAAGAAUACAGAAACGAGCUCUUCGCAUGCUCUACCCAGAGGAACGUUAUGGUGACGCGUUAAAAUUAAUAGGCCUACAAUCCUUGGCGGAUAGAAGAGACAGACUAUAUACAGAGAACUUUUUAACUCAGUAUCGAUUAACAAUAACCAUAAAUUAGCGGAUUUACUACCACCACUAAAUUCCAAUAAUAUAAAUCUUAGGUCCACUUCAAAAUAUGACUUGCCGGUUUUGAAGACGAAUCGUUUUAAAGACAGUUUUAUUAACUAUUACGCUUCAAAAGUUCAACGAUAAGACCCUAAUAAAUAUUUAUAGUAGAUAUUUUUAAUAUAAUUCAUAUUCUUAUAAUUCAUACAUAUCGAUAUUCGAUAUUCUAAUGUAAGUUUUAGUAUUACAUGCAUAAUAGUUAGUAGAAGUAGGAUGUAAAUUAUUUUGUAAUUGACACGUAACUCAGUCCCCGGACUGCGAUGUGUAAAUUUUAAUAAACUUUUCCUCUCUCUCUCUAUAUAUAUAUAUAUAUAUGUAUAUGUAUAUGUAUAUGCGGUUAUAUAAUCAGCAGGUGUCUGACGAUUUCGGAAAAAACAUAUACAUAAAUAUGAAUUUUGAUGUCCCAAUAUACUAACCGCAAAAAUUUUUUUCAGGGCAACGAGAAAGCGGUGAUUGUACGGCAAAACCUGUCGAAACAUUGGAACCAAACGUAUCAACAAGCACAGGUAUGCUGUAUUUUAUGCUAUGUAUAAUAAGUAUACGUUUUUUAACACUAUAAUUUUAAAAAUAGCAGCAAUGUAAUUGCAAUCUAUUUCUUAUUGUAUUAUGGAGAAAAAUUUAAAGACAACUUUAUCGCUGCGGCAGGCAACGCGGGACGGUCUGGGACAGAGAAUUCAAAAGCAAGCGAUAAAAGUCUGGUCAAAAACCGUGAAAAAUGUCCCGAUAGCGGAGUGCCACGUUAAUGACCAAAGUAUGCACGCAUGUAUCAUAUCGUAAUUGAAAAAAAGCACCUAAGCACUUAAAAAUCAAGGGCCAGUUGUCAGAAAGCCGAAUAUCACUAUCCACUGGAUGGUGAAUUUUUCAAAGACUGGUAUAACCCUAAUUAAUAAUUAAGCUUCAUCAUUUAUAAAUUGAAGACGCUUUAUAAACAUCUGGCCUCCAACGAUUCGGCGACCGAAGAGACCGUAUUUCAAGACAAAACUAUUUGAAUAAAUAGUGACUGAUUAUAACCAUAAGCUUUAUAAACUUCUUCCACCACCGUUAAUAUGACUCUUAAAUCAAGUCAUAUAUUUAACCUUGCAUUUCAAAACUAACCGUUUUAAAAAUAGUUUUAUUAUACAUAAUACUCAUAAUGCAUUAAUUAAAAUUAUAAGUCGUAACAUAGAAUGUUCUUAGAUCCUUUUAUAGAGACAUUUAUUGUAUAGUAUUUUAAUAUUUUCUUGAACUGUAAAAUAUGCGUAAUUCAGUCUAUAUUGGCUACAAUGUUUAUAUGACAUAAACCAUCUUUCUAUCUGUCUAUCUAAUUGUAAGUUCCAUAUUUAAAGUAGCUUCAGUUUCAACGGUCGGUGAAUAGUGCUAUCCGGCCUUCGUAUAACCGACCACUGAUUAUUUGGUUGAUUUUAAACUUUCUUGUGGAGAACUGUUAUUUUAACAUUCUGGCAUCUUUAAAAUAUCGCUCCAGCUGUAUGGAAGCCCCGUGGUUCCACCAGGUUGCCAAAUAGAAUGGCAUGAUGAUUUUACCUAUACCAGCAUGCAGGCUUGAACAUAUGACUCAUGGCCAGACAUUGCACCCGCAGUGCGCCAGCGGAUUUUCCCAGCAAAUAGUGUGUUUAAUAAUAUAAUUUACAUUAGGAGUACAUAGAAUUAAUGUUAAUUAAAUUAAACUUAGUUUAAACUUAAAAAAUUGAAUUUCUUUCAUUUUAAUCAUAAAUUCUUUUAGUAACGGUGUAAGGAAGAGAUAGAUAUAUGUGAUGCUAUUGAGUAAUAAUUAAUAAAAUUAGACUUGGAAAAAGUAUCCAAUGUUCUUCGAAUGCUAAGUUCGCCUAUUUCAAAUGUUCCUCAAAGGAUGUAUAAACUGUGGGCUAUUUUAUUUGGCAUAAAUUGACUACCUAACUACUGUAUAUAAAAACCGUUUAAAACAGUACUGUACUUUUUAUAAUUAUAACACCUUCUAUUAAUUAUAACUAAAGCCUGUUCUCCACUAGGCGAAUUUGCUCAUAUGACGUGAUGGCGGAAAGACGUCUAAUUUCGAGCUCUGUUAUUCUUGUGAUUUUAGUCACAAAAUUUGUCCUAGUUUCAUCUGACUAUUGUUGUGAAGUGUUUGCACCUAAGAGGUUCCAUUUGUUGUGGAGGUUUUGCAAGCCAACUCUGCCAAACAAGGAAGAAAAUGUCGAUUGCAGAAUGGGCUUUCGAUUCCGAUAUUCUCGUGACUUUACAAGCUUUAGCGGAUAUGUCUUCGGCCUAUUACUCUUGUGCGGCGAUAUCGCGACACAUCCUGGCCCUGGUCGAAUAACAAACGCGGUUUCUCCCACUUACAAGUGUUUGGUGUUAAAUGCAAGAAGUCUAAAGAGUCUACACAAAAUCACAGGCACUGAUGGGCAGACGGAACUCGUAUGCAACCUACAUCGUUUUCAGGACUUUGUAUACUCGGAAGACUCGGAUAUCGUGUGCGUUAACGAAACAUGGCUCAACGAGAGCUUAGAUAGUUCGGAAAUUCUUCACGACGGUUAUAUUAUAUUCAGAAAGGACCGACCGCUUCGACGAGCAGGCGGUGUUUUGAUUGCUAUCAAAGCGAGUACCUUUAAAAGUGUUCGUGAAUUUCGCCUACCAUUUAAUUUGGCAGAACUAGAGAUUGUAUCGGCUGCAGUUGAAACGGUUACAGGUCAGAAAACCCUAUUUUGCUCAUGUUAUCGUCCGCCGGAAUUGGGAACAAGUUGGGCAGAUUCAUUCAAUACCUUCCUAAAUCUGGCCUGUGAUAAUUUUAAUAACAUCGUGCUAUGUGGUGAUUUCAAUUUACCGGGAAUCCCUUGGGACGCGACGGCUAGUGUAGCUGGUGCUCGUGAAUUGCUGCUUGUUGAGGCGUUAAACGAUCAUUUUCUAUCACAAAUUAAUAAGACGCCCACCCGAAGCGAUAAUAUUCUUGACCUCGUUAUCAGCAGUAACAAUGAUCUCACCAAAGUAACUGAAGUAUUGUCGUCUGAGAGAACAGGAAUUUUUACAGAUCACUCUGCCAUUGUUUUCGAAAUUAACUCCUUCGUAAAGGCGCCCUUAAAAACAAGCAGGUCAGUUUUUGAUUAUGCUAAUGGUGACUUUGAAGGCCUGCGAAAUUCCUUAAAUGCGAUCAACCUCUCGUCGUUUAUAUCAGAGGGCGACAAUGAUAUCGACAGGGAUUGGCAGCAGUGGAAGGAUGUUUUCUUGGCUGCUGUGAACGAUUUUAUACCAUCUAAGAAACUAAUGGGUCGUAACCCAUUACCAUGGAUAAACGGCACUAUACUGAAUAUGAUUAGGAGGAAAAAUACCCUUCGCCAAAAGUUAAGAUCUCGUCCUACAGAAUGUCUGAAAUAUAAAUUCAGAUGUAUGCGGACCGAAGUAAAGAAGUCACUUAAAGAAGCCCGUGAAAGUUACUUUGAGUUGGCAAAUGCUGAUUUUAGAACAAAUCCAAAGCGCUUGUGGUCAAUUCUGAAAUUAAAAUCAAAAUCCAGAGAUAUACCUGGUUUAGUUUCUAUGGAAAAUGAAAUACACAGUCAUCAAACAGCAGAGCAGUCAAAUCCGCGAGAAAAUGCUGACACUCCAGAGGGAAUUGCGAACUUGUUUAACAGGUACUUUAGUUCCGUAUAUACCAUCACAGAGGACUCACGUCUAGAUGCAUCGUGCGAAGUUACAGAAUGUAUUGCCGACACGUUGGUUGAUUCGUUGAUUCUUUCAGUCACAGAAGUGCAAGAAAUUCUUAAAACUCUCGAUAUUAGUAAAGCUACCGGACCGGACGGAAUUCCUGCCAAACUGCUAAAAGAAACUGCAUCGGUAAUUGCACCAUCUUUGUGCAAAUUAUUUAAUAAAUCUUUAAGGACUGGAGAAAUGCCGAGGGAUUGGAAAUUAGCCAACAUGGUUCCUAUUUAUAAAAAGAACGAACGAGAACAUGUAGAAAACUAUCGUCCAAUAUCUCUAUUGUCAGUAAUUUCAAAAGUCUUAGAACGUUGCAUAUUAAACAACAUCAAAGAUCAGUUGUAUAAGUCAAUUCCAGCAUGUCAACACGGAUAUUUAACUGGAAAGUCGUGUGUUACUAAUUUACUCGAGGCGCUAGAUCAUGUUGGUUCAUUACUCGACCACGGAGAACAGAUAGAUCUUGUGUAUUUGGACAUGUCAAAGGCAUUUGACAUGGUCAGCCACAAUCGAUUGAUACAGAAAUUAUACAAGGCUGGUUUCAGUGGAAAUUUGCUUAAGUGGUUUCGCUCAUACCUAUCUGAACGUCGACAACGUGUUACCGUUAUGGGUGCUACUUCGGAUGAGCUUCCUGUUACUUCCGGGGUGCCCCAAGGAUCCAUAUUGGGUCCUGUUUUCUUCUUGUU
This is a messenger RNA of Paramuricea clavata, 6218 nucleotides long. The record is from the annotation of a GenBank genome assembly. Lineage: Eukaryota; Metazoa; Cnidaria; Anthozoa; Malacalcyonacea; Plexauridae.